GUCUUUCUAAAUUUUUACCUUUUCUCACUCUCAAGCGCAUACAUAAUCAUUAGUUUACGUCGUGCAUAGAGCAUACAUACCACACCUUCUAUCUCUUCUUCCUAUCGCUCCCUCUUUUUCUCUUCCCGCCCACCUCACUGUGUACCUUAACAACAAACCGAACAAAGAAACGAGAUGGACGGGGAAUGUACAAUGCUGCAGUGGUCAGCGGUGGAAUUUCACAAUGGGCGACUUUUGCCUUUCGACAUUGUCAAAAACAUUUUCAGCAACAUUGGUCAAUCGGAUUGUUUGGAGUGCAUGCUGGUGUGCAAAGCCUGGUACGCAGCAGUUCCACAAUAUGCGAGCCUAAUUUGGGAAACUGUUAACUUUUCCAAGUCCAAGGUGGACUGCGACCGAUUUUGGAUGUGCCUGGGCCCACAUGUACGCCGCGUAGUUGUGACGGACGACGUGAUCACUAUGCUAGACAAGCUUAUCCAACUUGAUUGCUGCUAUAUUGAAUCCAUCAAGUUUAACCGGAUCAAAAGUGUAACAGUGGCUGGAUCACCAGUGCAAGACAUGCAGCGUUUUAUCGAGGCGUUACGUCGACUGUCGUCGCCACGCGAGCUUGAUUUUCACAAAGUCAACUGCCACAUUUCUGCCCCGGAAAUCCUUAGCGCGUGCCCUAAACUUACUCAACUCAGCUGCACAUACAGCAAAGUUUUUCGACAAACGGAAGAGGGAUUCGAACGCUACGACCUUCCCAGAAUAAUGACCAUGAACAGUGCUCCCGCUCUAAAGUGUCCGCUGUUUCCCCAAAUCACAAGUCUGUGUCUCGAUGUACGUAUGAACGAAAUCAUGAGCAUACUAAAACAUUGUCCGAACCUCUCAGGUUUGCAUUUGUGGCUUCAAUGGCCCGGUCUGCUCAACCAUAAUAUCAACAUUAUCAACCUCGAUCAUGUCUUUAAGCUGUGCCCACAGCUUGACCAGUUGCUGUGCUACUGGCCCGACAAAGAAAAACCAUCCCGAUACCAUUGGAAGCAUAUACCCGCCAAUACCACUUCUUCCGCCGCUGCUGGUCAAGGCAACGAUACAGUCAUUGGUAGCAACAGUAAGAAAAAGACAACCAAACUCCGUGCAUUCUCUAGCAGCGUGGCACUUGGCCACGGAUCUAGAGAAGUUGUCAGAAUCAUCCGCCGAUACCAACACACUUUGGAGAGCAUCGAUAUCGACAACUACGACUUGAAUGACGUCGACCAACUGUUUACACCCACGGAUAGUACCUGGAAUCAACUCGCCAAUAUGCAUACCAACCAGCUCGCUCGAUUAAUGACAAGUAAUCUCCCUUGGCAGCAUAAAACCUUAUCAACGUUUCUCGCUCGAUGCCCCAUAUUAAGCGAUUUGACCUUACAGCAUCUGGAUCCUCAAAUUCUGGAGAACCAGCGUGACCUGCGGGACGCAUUCAGUGUUUUGACUAGUCUACGUAGUUUUGAACUUACACUGAACUCCAAAGUGCUUGGCCAAAGAACGACUGAACAGCUGUGUAAGCUCCUGCAGGUCAUCAGCAGCACGGCGCCAGGUUUAGAGCAGCUGUGUGUGUCUGGAUUCCAUGUAUUGAAAGAUUACCUGCUUUCCGUGGCCGCCAGCAAUCAAAAUUUGCGCGUGCUCAGACUUGGUAGCGGCGACCCAUAUCGACGUAAAAACAGACCCACAACGAAAAAGGCUAUAGAAGAAUUCGCACAAAACUUGAGCCCGCAUAUUCGUCACUUGGAGUUGACCAAUCUCAAGUUGAUAACACGGGCUUUUUUCGAACAACUUGCUGAGCGAGUGGAAUUGACUACACUGACGCUCAAUUGCUGUGGUCAGGCAGACGAUAUGGGCUUACGACAAUUAUUGACACGUAAAGCAGGCUCUCUACAUUCACUGCGCAUGGAUUCGUCUCACAUCGAACAUCGUCGCGAUCUUAUCAACCAUUGCAAGACCCUACUUCACUACAAUGUUCGAGAGAACAAAAAUCAGCUAUAUGUGAGCCGCUCUCUGGAUUAGAUUGUUACGCUUUCGAUACCAAAUAUGCUUCUUGUAUAUUCUCUCUCCUCCUCCAAAAAUGGAACCUUAUUCAUCUCCUUUCCCCCCUUUGAGUAUACUCUUUAGCAUUUUGCAUAUUACACACAUAUUUGCAUUCAAAGAAAAUAUUUGCACAAUAAGAUGCUGC
Messenger RNA from Zychaea mexicana, 2188 nucleotides. RefSeq lists its product as uncharacterized. Lineage: Eukaryota; Fungi; Mucoromycota; Mucoromycetes; Mucorales; Lichtheimiaceae. The record is from RefSeq and is a predicted model, not a curated record. Gene Ontology annotation, cellular component: SCF ubiquitin ligase complex. The transcript is spliced from 2 exons. The coding region runs from base 175 to 2022 and encodes 615 amino acids. Gene Ontology annotation, molecular function: protein binding. Gene Ontology annotation, biological process: SCF-dependent proteasomal ubiquitin-dependent protein catabolic process.